Trametes versicolor FP-101664 SS1 is the source of this 1771-nucleotide messenger RNA. RefSeq lists its product as uncharacterized. The coding region runs from base 73 to 1641 and encodes 522 amino acids. The record is from RefSeq and is a predicted model, not a curated record. The transcript has 3 exons. Lineage: Eukaryota; Fungi; Basidiomycota; Agaricomycetes; Polyporales; Polyporaceae. Gene Ontology annotation, cellular component: peroxisomal membrane. Gene Ontology annotation, biological process: peroxisome organization.
GGCCUCUCUCCCUCGUACCACCACGUCUAAUGUCCUCUGCAGGCUGAUCUGCUACGCCCAACUCCGCUGUACAUGAUGUCCAAACCGCUCGACAAUGCUCUGCACACGUCCCCGCUCAUCGAGUUCCUCAAUGCGCUCCCAUCGCCGCUUGCGACUACUCUGGUCGGUCUCGCCCCUUCCAUAGCUAGAGCGCGGUACCUUGUACAAAUACUCAGCUGGAAGGCGCCAUGGGAGGACUGUUGGCUGGCUCUUGCCUCGUGGUGGGCGGUGUGUCUUGUACCGGAGCUCGGCUUGAGGUACCUCCUACCGCCAGCUGUGUUCAUCCUAUUUCUAGUAUUGCGCUCAAGAUCUGCUGCACAGCAAAACACUGCUCUAGUGACGGAAGACACGAUCCAACGUGCCAUUGCCGAUCUAACGACCAUCCACGCUUUCCUCCCUGCUCUCCCCUCAGUCUCCUCCGCCAGCGCCGUCCUCCCACUCUUAGCUCUCCUCCGCGUAUUUGCUGUACUCUACACCCCCUAUCUAUUCCUCACCUACCUCGUACGACUCCGCAUCCUCCUCGCCAUCAGUGGCACCAUCCUCCUCACUUGGCGCGCGCGCUGGGCCGCAGUCGUCCGGCGCGGCCUCUGGCGAAGCGCGCACCUCCGCUGGGCCGCCUACCGCGCCUGGUCCGUCAUGUCCGGCCAGCCGCUCCCCCCAAUCACGCUCUCCCCGCAGACGCGCUCGGACGCCGAGGUGGCUUCGCUCGCAUCGUCGUCCUCGCUGUCCCUAGCAUCGGGCGCCCCCGGCUCGUCCUUCCGCUUCCUGUUCACGAUCUACGAGAACCAGCGGUGGUGGAUGGGGCUCGACUGGACGGCCGCGCUCCUCCCUGGGGAGCGGCCCUCCUGGUGCUCGGCGUCACAACAACCCGCCGCGCCCCCGAGUGCGUUCGCGCUGCCCGCGCCCACUACAGUAUACACGCUGGCCCCUGAUGGGAAGCAGCGCCUGAAGCGCACGGCGCGGUGGCAGUGGGAGGAGCACGAGUGGCGCGUGGUCGUGCGCCGCGAGGGGAGCGGGACGAGCCGUGUGGAGAGGCCGCUGCCGAGCGCGAAGGAGGAGAGCGCGGCGGCGGCGAGUGCGACGCGGCUGCUGAAGGCGGCGGGGAAGAUGCGGCAGCCGAGCGUGGAUGCUGGGAAGGGCGAGAAGGAGGGCGAUGGGGAGAAGGCGGCGGAGGAUGGCGCGGAGCACGAUGAUGAGGAAACGGAGCCGUACACUGACCCGGAUGGGUGGGUGUAUGCGGACAACAAGUGGGAGGGCGCGAGCGGCAAGGGUGGGAUGGGCAAGUACACCCGAUAUCGUCGUUGGACACGGGUCGCCGUGCUCACCGAGACCGUUGAGCUGGUUCCGCCCGGCGAGCUGGGCAUCCAGCGAGACGAGUCGACGUCCGUCUCCGACGGCCACGAUGCGGGCACGGUCGCAACACCAGCUCAGAACGGCGACGCGAAGGCACAGCCACAAGAACCUACCGACGGCGCACAUCUGCCGGGGAGUACGGGCGCCGCUGCGGCGUCGGCGGAGAUCGUGCAGCCUGCAGAGGACGAGGGGUCGCGGCUGAGGCAGCGGUUGAAGGCCGCGGUGAAAGGCGCGACGGGCCAUUCAUAGUGUGUGUAUGCUUUGGGGCUGCGCUGGCUUGUACGAAGAUGACGUUUUGCUGCUUGAUUCCGGAGGCGUGCACUCUAGCCGGUUGGCUCAUGUAUGUAUGUAUUAGUGAUUAUUCAACACCUAUUUUCAU